AUGUUCAUCGAUCAACUCAUCAGCGAAUUAGCGCAAUACACCAGGGAAGGUGACAAGAAACCCCAGCCGGAUACGCUCAAGCCAUUGAUGCUGACUCUGCAUUGUCUGUUCCCCAAUGACUUGCUCCUGGCACUCGACAUCCUGGACCGCAGACUUGUGCGGCAUUUGGUGUACACCGUCGAAGAGGACGUUUCUCCCACAUCAAACCCAAACAUCUUCCUCGUCAUGUCAGCCUCAACAGCCCCUUCAACAGGGGGUUCUCUCUCAUCAUCCACCUUCACCCAGCAUCAAAAGGGCUACGAAGUGCGCCUGCACGCCUGGAAUUGUACGUGUCCGACAUUCGCGCUCUCUGCAUUUCGCGAAGCCAGACCGGCGGCAGAUGCUGAAACCACGACUCCCGAGGUGGUGCAAGACCAACCCUCGGAGAAGAAUCUCGCGUAUCCAUUUGGGGGCACUCUGACGCGCCCUACGGCGGAAGGCGCACCCCCGAUCUGCAAGCAUAUCUUGGCCUGUGUGCUAUUUGCUCGCUGUCCAGGGCUCUUUGCACCUGACGAGGAUGAGCGAUGUGCCGUCUCGAUGGAGGAAUUGGCUGGAUGGUGUGCUGGCUGGGGUGGGUGA
This is a messenger RNA of Penicillium lagena, 618 nucleotides long. RefSeq lists its product as uncharacterized. The transcript has a single exon. Gene Ontology annotation, molecular function: zinc ion binding. NCBI's taxonomy places the organism in Eukaryota, Fungi, Ascomycota, Eurotiomycetes, Eurotiales, Aspergillaceae. The coding region runs from base 1 to 618 and encodes 205 amino acids. The record is from RefSeq and is a predicted model, not a curated record.